Messenger RNA from Saxophila tyrrhenica, 978 nucleotides. RefSeq names its product Pyridoxal 5'-phosphate synthase subunit snz1 (gene SNZ1). Gene Ontology annotation, biological process: pyridoxine biosynthetic process; amino acid metabolic process; pyridoxal 5'-phosphate biosynthetic process. Lineage: Eukaryota; Fungi; Ascomycota; Dothideomycetes; Mycosphaerellales; Extremaceae. The record is from RefSeq and is a predicted model, not a curated record. The coding region runs from base 1 to 978 and encodes 325 amino acids. The transcript has a single exon. Gene Ontology annotation, molecular function: amine-lyase activity.
AUGUCCACCAACGACCGCCCCAUGGCCUUCCGCUCCCAAUCCUCCACCAAACCCACCAACAGCAACGGAACGACCUACCCCACCACCUCCCCCUCGCCCACCCAAUCCUCCUUCGCUGUCAAAGCCGGCCUCGCCCAAAUGCUCAAAGGCGGCGUCAUCAUGGACGUCGUCAACGCCGAACAAGCCAAAAUCGCCGAGGAAGCCGGCGCCUGCGCCGUCAUGGCCCUCGAGCGCGUGCCGGCCGACAUUCGCGCGCAGGGCGGGGUGGCGCGCAUGUCGGAUCCGGCGAUGAUUCAGGAGAUUAUGCGGGCGGUGACAAUUCCCGUCAUGGCGAAGGCGCGGAUCGGGCAUUUAGUCGAGUGUCAGAUUCUGCAGGCGAUUGGGGUGGAUUAUAUUGAUGAGAGUGAGGUGCUGACGCCCGCGGAUCCGACGCAUCAUGUGGAGAAGAAUGGUUUCAGCACGCCGUUUGUUUGUGGGUGCAGGAAUUUGGGUGAAGCGCUGAGGAGAGUCAGCGAGGGCGCGGCGAUGAUACGCACGAAGGGCGAGGCGGGCACGGGAGAUGUUGUGGAGGCUGUCAGGCACAUGCAGACUGUGAACAAGGAGAUAGCGCGAGCGAGCGCUGCUUCAGACCCAGAGCUGCGGCAGAUGAGCCGUGAGUUGGAGUGCGACUACGCUUUGCUCAAGCAAUGUGCGCAGCUGAAGCGGCUACCGGUGGUGAACUUUGCAGCAGGAGGAAUUGCUACCCCGGCCGAUGCAGCGUUGAUGAUGCAGAUGGGCUGUGACGGCGUGUUCGUGGGCAGCGGGAUCUUCAAGUCUGGAGAUGCGGCGAAGAGGGCCAAGGCGAUUGUGCAGGCGACGACGCAUUUCAAUGACCCAAAGGUGUUGGCCGAGGUGUCCAUUGGGUUGGGUGAGGCGAUGGUGGGCAUCAAUGUUGGAGCCAUGGGCGAGUCUGAUAAGUUGGCGAAGAGAGGAUGGUAG